Messenger RNA from Tuber aestivum (summer truffle), 2663 nucleotides. The record is from the annotation of a GenBank genome assembly. NCBI's taxonomy places the organism in Eukaryota, Fungi, Ascomycota, Pezizomycetes, Pezizales, Tuberaceae.
AUGGCUGAAACUUUCGAAUUUCAAGCUGAGAUCUCUCAGUUGCUCUCCCUCAUUAUCAAUACUGUAUACUCAAAUAAGGGUACGACUUUUGAGCCUGGGUUUUUUUGGUUGUUCAUAGACUUACCUCUGAUUUAGAGAUUUUCCUCCGAGAAUUGAUUUCCAAUGCCUCGGACGCUUUGGACAAGAUUCGCUACAUUUCUCUUUCCGACCCUAGCGCCUUGGACGAGGAGAAGGAUCUGAAAAUACACAUUAUUCCUAACAAAGAGGCUAAGACUCUUACAAUGUAUGCUCCUUGAUUUUUAUUGAAGCUUCUUUAGUAGUGCUGACAGACAUUUUGAAUUUAGUCUUGAUACUGGUAUCGGCUUUACCAAGUCUGAUUUGGUGAACAAUCUUGGUACCAUUGCCCGCUCUGGUACAAAGCAAUUCAUGGAGGCCCUAUCCGCAGGUGCUGAUAUCUCCAUGAUUGGUCAAUUUGGUGUUGGUUUUUACUCUGCAUAUCUUGUUGCCGAUAAGGUGGAGGUUGUUACCAAGUCGAACGAAGAUGGUUGGUUCCUCACUUGCCGCUUCAUCUUUUUUUUAAAGCUAACCCAAUUAUAGAACAAUACGUCUGGGAGUCGGCCGCUGGUGGCUCCUUCACCAUCAAAAUGGAUGAGUCCGGAGAGAAAAUUUCGCGUGGUACCAAGAUUAUCCUUCAUAUCAAGGACGGUUUGCAGGAGUAUCUCGAGGAGUCUAAGAUUAAGGAGAUCGUGAAGAAGCACUCCGAGUUCAUCUCAUACCCCAUCUUCCUCCACGUUACCAAGGAGGUUGAGAGGGAGGUUCCUGAUGAGGAUGAGGAGGAAGAGAAGACUGAGGAGGGUGAUGAUAAGAAGCCCAAGAUCGAAGAGGUUUGUUUGAUUAUUCCGUAUUAUUAUUUCCGCUUAUUCUAACAUUUUGCGUAGGUCGACGAGGAGGAGGAAAAGAAGGAGAAAAAGACUAAGAAGGUGAAGGAGACCAAGGAAGAGGAAGAGGAGUUGAACAAGACAAAGCCCAUCUGGACCCGUAAUCCUUCCGAUAUCACUACUGAGGAAUAUGCCAGCUUCUACAAGUCUUUAUCCAACGACUGGGAAGAUCAUCUUGCUGUCAAGCAUUUCUCGGUUGAGGGUCAGCUUGAGUUCCGCGCUAUUCUUUUCGUCCCUAAGCGUGCUCCUUUCGACUUGUUCGAGACCAAACGCUCCAAGAACAACAUCAAGCUCUACGUCCGCCGUGUAUUCAUUACUGACGACUGUACUGAUUUGAUUCCGGAAUGGCUUGGUUUUAUCAAGGGAGUUGUCGAUUCCGAGGAUCUCCCACUCAACUUGUCUCGUGAGACUCUCCAGCAGAACAAGAUCUUGAAGGUUAUCAAGAAAAACAUUGUCAAGAAGACUCUUGAAAUGUUCAACGAGAUCUCCGAGGACCGCGAGCAGUUCGACAAGUUCUACACUGCCUUUAGCAAGAACAUCAAGCUUGGUAUUCACGAGGAUGCCCAAAACCGUCCUGCCCUUGCCAAACUUCUCCGCUUCAACUCUACCAAGAAUGGGGAUGACGCCACAUCUUUGGCUGACUACGUUACCCGCAUGCCCGAACACCAGAAGCAGAUGUACUACAUCACUGGUGAGUCUUUGAAAGCGGUUUCAAAGUCUCCCUUCUUGGACGCUCUCAAAGCCAAGGACUUUGAGGUUCUCUUCUUGGUCGACCCCAUUGAUGAAUACGCUAUGACUCAACUCAAGGAAUUUGAUGGCAAGAAGUUGGUUGAUAUCACGAAGGACUUCGAACUCGAGGAAACUGAAGAGGAGAAGAAGCAGCGUGAGGAGGAGGAGAAAGCCUUCGAGGGAUUGGCUAAGACUCUCAAGGAGGUUCUCGGUGAGAAGGUCGAGAAGGUUGUUGUCUCCCACAAGUUGGUUGACGCCCCUGCCGCCAUCCGCACCGGUCAGUUUGGUUGGUCUGCCAAUAUGGAGCGUAUCAUGAAGUCACAAGCCCUACGUGGUAAGUUCAACUUCUUUCAGCGUUUGUUCCGGAAAUAUUCUGAUAUUAAUUGAACUAGAUACUUCAAUGAGUUCGUACAUGGCAUCCAAGAAGACCUUUGAAAUCUCUCCUAAAUCACCUAUCAUCAGGGCCUUGAAAGCGAAGGCUGAGGAGGAAGGUGGUUCCAAGGCCGUCGCUAGCAUCUCCACCCUCUUAUAUGAGACUGCGAUGUUGACUUCUGGCUUCACCCUCGAGGAGCCUAAUGCCUUUGCUCAGCGGGUCAACCGCCUCAUCUCUCUUGGUCUCCAAAUUGAGGAGAAUGAUGAAUGUGACGAGCCUGAGCCUGAGGCAGAGGCAGCUCCGGAUGCCGAAUCUUCGGCAGUUCCUGAGAGCUCUAUGGAGGAGGUUGACUAAACUUAAUGAUUUACGUUUCCUUCUUCAAAUAAAAAAGUUUCUCUAUUUCUUUUCGUGUACUUUUUUUUCUUCCUAUCCUUCGGUUGGUAGGGCGAUGGACGAACAGCAGAUAUAGGGUAACGGAUUUCAUUUUCUCUCGGGGUUUCCCGCUUGUAUCCCUUUCUAAUGUAUUUCUUACCAAAGAAAUCAUUCAUUAAGUGCAUCGAGGACUGGAGUGGUGAAUACCAUUUGUGUCUAAAGGUUGAAAUUAAUUGAAUGCUAUGGCGUUU